AUGUCUCUCUCUUUUCCUCUUUCUCUUACCUUUCUUUCCCUAUCUUUCUUUUCCUUUCCUCUUUCAUUGAUAUGGAAUGAAAGAGGAGGUGGAAAAGAAACUUCUUACCUUUUUUCCACAUCACUUUCUUUUCUACCUUCUCUUUCAUUCCAUAUCACUCUUUUCCCCUUUCUUUUACCCUUUUCCCAUAUCACACAUUUUUCUUCCUUUUCUCUCUUUUCUCCCUCCUCCUCUUACCUUUCUUUUUAUAUCACUUUCUUUCCCUCUUUUUCUUAUCUUUCUUUCUAUAUCACUCUCUUUCAUACCACAUUCUUUUCCAUCCUGCGCUCACUCUUUUUCUCUUCAUUUCAUUCCUUUCCAAUAUUUUCUUUCUGUCUUCCAUAUUCUUUUUCACAUCUCUUCAUUUCAUUCCUUUCCAAUAUUUUCUUUCUGUCUUCCAUAUUCUUUUUCACAUCUCUUCAUUUCAUUCCUUUCCAAUAUUUUCUUUCUGUCUUCCAUAUUCUUUUUCACAUCUCUUCAUUUCAUUUCCUUUCAAUAUUUUCUUUUCUGUCUUCCAUAUUCUUUUCUCAUCUUUCAUUUAAUUCCUUUCCAAUAUUUUCUUUCUGUCUUCCAUAUUCUUUUUUCUCUUCUUUUCAUUUAAUUCCUUUCCAAUAUUUUCUUUCUGUCUUCCAUAUUCUUUUCUCAUCUCUUCAUUUCAUUUCCUUUCCAAUAUUUUUCUCUCUGUCUUCCAUAUUCUUUUUCAUCUCUUCAUUUCAUUCCUUUCCAAUAUUUUCUUUCUGUCUUCCAUAUUCUUUUUUCAUCUCUUCAUUUCAUUCCUUUCAAUAUUUUUCUUUCUGUCUUCCAUAUUCUUUUUCACAUCUCUUCAUUUCAUUCCUUUCCAAUAUUUUCUUUCUGUCUUCCAUAUUCUUUUUCACAUCUCUUCAUUUCAUUCCUUUCCAAUAUUUUCUUUCUGUCUUCCAUAUUCUUUUUCUCAUCUUUUCAUUUAAUUCCUUUCCAAUAUUUUCUUUCUGUCUUCCAUAUUCUUUUUCUCAUCUCUUCAUUUCAUUCCUUUCCAAUAUUUUCUUUCUGUCUUCCAUAUUCUUUUUCUCAUCUUUUCAUUUAAUUCCUUUCCAAUAUUUUCUUUCUGUCUUCCAUAUUCUUUUUCUCAUCUCUUCAUUUCAUUCCUUUCCAAUAUUUUCUCUCUGUCUUCCACAUUCUUUUUCUCAUCUCUUCAUUUCAUUCCUUUCCAAUAUUUUCUUUCUGUCUUCCAUAUUCUUUUUCUCAACUCUUCAUUUCAUUCCUUUCCAAUAUUUUCUCUCUGUCUUCCACAUUCUUUUUCUUAUUCUCUUUCUGUUCUUUUCUUUCAUUCUCCAUGUUACUGCCAUUUAUUUGAAUUAG
Molecule: messenger RNA, 1377 nt
Organism: Acanthosepion pharaonis
Lineage: Eukaryota; Metazoa; Mollusca; Cephalopoda; Sepiida; Sepiidae
Source: the annotation of a GenBank genome assembly